This is a messenger RNA of Castor canadensis (American beaver), 1640 nucleotides long. It is a transcript of the gene Fads2, whose product is annotated as fatty acid desaturase 2. The record is from RefSeq and is a predicted model, not a curated record. NCBI's taxonomy places the organism in Eukaryota, Metazoa, Chordata, Mammalia, Rodentia, Castoridae. Gene Ontology annotation, biological process: lipid metabolic process. Gene Ontology annotation, molecular function: oxidoreductase activity, acting on paired donors, with oxidation of a pair of donors resulting in the reduction of molecular oxygen to two molecules of water. Gene Ontology annotation, cellular component: membrane.
GGAGGGAAGGCUGGGAUACUCGCGAGCUAGCGAAGGCGAGGAGGAGCGAAGGCGAGGGGAGGAGGCGCGGUGGGAGGAGGAGUAGAAGACAAAAGCCGAAAGCGAGGAGGGCGCGGGCCGCACUCACCGGCCAGGAGGGAGCCGUCGGUGCAGUGAGCCGUCGGCGCCGGGAGGCCGCAGCGCACAGGGCAUCCCGGUGGGCAGGCAGGAUGGGGAAGGGAGGGAACCAAGGCGAGGGGACCACCGAGCGCGAGGUGGCGAUACCCACCUUCAGCUGGGAGGAGAUUCAAAAGCACAACCUGCGCACCGACCAGUGGCUCGUCGUCGACCGCAAGGUUUACAACGUCACCACAUGGUCCAAGCGGCACCCAGGGGGCCACCGGGUCAUCGCGCAUUACGCGGGAGAAGAUGCUACGGAUGCUUUCCGUGCCUUUCACCCCGACCUUGACUUUGUGCACAAGUUCCUGAAGCCUCUGCUGGUUGGUGAGCUGGCCCCGGAGAUGCCUAGCCUGGACCGUGGCAAGAGUUCUCAGAUCACUGAGGACUUCCGGACCCUGAGGAAGGUCGCUGAGGACAUGAACCUGUUCAAGGCCAACCACCUGUUCUUCUUCCUCCUCCUGUCCCACAUUGUCGUCAUGGAGAUUGUCUCGUGGUUUAUCAUCUUUUACUUCGGCAAUGGCUGGAUUCCAACCCUCCUCACAGCCUUUGUCCUUGCUACCUCUCAGGCCCAAGCUGGAUGGCUGCAACACGAUUACGGUCACCUUUCCGUCUACAAGAAGCCCAUGUGGAACCACAUUGUCCACAAGUUUGUCAUUGGCCACUUAAAGGGUGCCUCUGCCAACUGGUGGAACCAUCGCCACUUCCAGCAUCAUGCCAAACCCAAUAUCUUCCACAAGGACCCGGAUAUAAAGAUGCUCCAUGUGUUUGUCCUGGGCGAAUGGCAGCCCCUUGAGUAUGGCAAGAAGAAGCUGAAAUACCUACCCUACAAUCACCAGCAUGAGUACUUCUUCCUGAUUGGGCCGCCACUGCUCAUCCCCAUGUACUUCCAGUAUCAGAUCAUCAUGACUAUGAUCGUUCGAAGGGACUGGGUGGACUUAGCCUGGGCUAUUAGCUACUACUUGCGUUUCUUCUUCACCUACAUCCCUUUCUACGGCAUCCUGGGAUCCCUCGUUUUCCUCAACUUCAUCAGGUUUCUGGAGAGCCACUGGUUUGUGUGGGUCACACAGAUGAAUCAUCUUGUCAUGGAGAUUGACCUUGAACACUACCGAGACUGGUUCAGCAGCCAGCUGGCAGCCACCUGCAACGUGGAGCAGUCCUUCUUCAAUGACUGGUUCAGUGGGCACCUCAACUUCCAGAUCGAACACCACCUCUUCCCUACCAUGCCCCGGCACAACUUGCACAAGAUCGCCCCGCUGGUGAAGUCCCUGUGUACCAAGCAUGGCAUUGAGUACCAGGAGAAGCCCCUGCUGAGGGCCCUGAAGGACAUCAUCAGUUCCCUGAGGAAGUCUGGGCAGCUGUGGCUGGAUGCCUACCUCCACAAAUGAAGUGGUGUCUUGGGGCACCUAUGGGGAAGGGGCACAGGUGGGGUGAUGACCAGAGGGAGGGGCGGGCUUUUGUUCUGAGAGGCUCCCGUGAGGCUG